AUGUGUACUCGCGGAAUCAUCACCAUAGAGGCGAUGGGUCUCGAGAUUCAUCAGUCGUCCCUACGUGGCCUGAAGGCCGCGAGCGAGGACAGGAUCUCCAUAUGCGAGUCCGAGUUCGGAGUCUUGAUCGCGAUCUUCGACGGCCACUACACCGACGAACUAUCUAGCUACGCUGCCAACGUCCUUCCUCAACAACUAUGCGACCGCAUCUCGCGCAACAUCUCGUCAGGCGGCGGUGCAGAUAUCUCCACCGCCGUCGAAGAGGCGCUCGUCAAAGGCAUCGAAGACUUCGACGCCUCGCUUCUAGACAAUGUCCUGAAGCAUUUCCCGCAGGGGGCAGACACCGACUGGGACGAUCCACUUUGGGACGAUCCGGCUGAGGUCUUCGACAUCUUCGGAUACUCGAGGGAAGACCCUGUGUUUGUUGCCGCUAGACGUACAAUCGUCGGCUCUACGGCGCUCGUCGGAUUCAUCGAUAGAGAGAAGAAGAACCUCUGGGUAGCGUCCUUGGGAGACUCGGAGGCGGUUCUCGGCCGCGUCGUCGAUGACCAUCUCCAAUGUGAAGUCCUGAACGAUUUGCACAACGUCGAUAAUCCGGUCGAAGUCGCCCGCCUACAAGCCGAGCACCUCAACGAGCCACCCGUUGUCUACAACGGGCGCACCAUGGGAAAGUUGGCAAUUACUCGAGCGCUUGGCGAUUUCCACCUGAAGGUUGGCCUACGCCUUUCAACAAGGGUCUUGAGCUACGCGUAUCCGUCUUACCUUGGCACCAAUAUCAUCGAAGACUGGCAGAGACGUUGGAACUUUCACCCUCCUUACAUCUCAUCCACGCCGACUGUUCAUCGUCACGCACUCUUACCUGGCGAUGUCCUUCUUUUUGCUUCGGAUGGUCUCCGCAUGUCCUUGGAGGCUGUCCCGAUCGAGGAUGCGAGGACGCAGGCCAUGGUCGCGCUCGCAGUUACAGGGAAUCCGAGCUUAAAGCCUGUCUUGACGCGCCUCCGUGAUCAGCUCGGGCACGACUUCAUCCCGAUAAGCCAGAGUACAAACUCUGCAGACUUUGUCAUAAGGAAUGCGCUUUUCGGCGCGGACUUGAACAAGAUGGCAGCUGAGCUUGCGCUGACUGGGACGUCGGAGCGAUAUCGCGACGAUAUUUCCGUAGUCAUUGUCGAUCUACAAGGCUGAGCUAUCACUUGCUUAAACGGCCUGACUGAUGCUCGUGCGAUGUUUGGUACCCAGUCAACGAUUGUAGUCGAAGUAGUAGUAUGGUAUGAGUGUACAUCCCCAUCGC
Molecule: messenger RNA, 1288 nt
Organism: Schizophyllum commune H4-8
Lineage: Eukaryota; Fungi; Basidiomycota; Agaricomycetes; Agaricales; Schizophyllaceae
Product: protein serine/threonine phosphatase 2C
Exons: 4
Coding region: 1-1182 (393 amino acids)
Biological process (GO): protein dephosphorylation
Molecular function (GO): protein serine/threonine phosphatase activity
Source: RefSeq, a predicted model, not a curated record